CGAUCGAAAUUUAAGCGUCAAAACAAACAUUCUACGUGGCACAGCGUUUCUCCUUUUGGCGUUUGUGUUCUGUUUUAGGGCCAAAAGUAUUUGUAGAAUAAUUACAAGUUGGCAAGAAAGGGAACUUGUAAGUCUGUCACGUAUUACAAGUACGAUAUAACGAAGUGAAGAUGUUUGGGGUUCAGUUAAAAUUAUUGUCAGUUUUGAUGGUGAUGCUUAUUCUACAAGAACCACAUGUCUUUCAAAGCUGCGAGGCGAGCGACACAUCUCUGCGGGAUUUGCGAGGAAACAGAGGCACGUGGUGGGGGAGGCGGUGUUCGGGCGGCGGCGACGGCCACGACUUCGACGAAAACGACUCGCCUGGAGGGAGGGGGAGGCGGAGGGGAGCAGGAGGAGGAGGAGGAGGAAGAGGAGGAGGAGGAGAAGGCGGUGGCGAAAGACGACCCACUGACCGAGGAAAGGUGGAAGGGCGAGGGGGCGGGGCCGAGGAACCUCUCCGAGACCAGCGAGCCCUACAGGAGCGGCUCCGCCACGCGACCUCAGCGCCGCCAGGACUUCACUCCGCCACCAUUGCUAGCGAACGUCCUUCUCUUCUCCUCGUUCUCCUCCCUUCAGCGCCACCAUUCCUCGACGUCGCCCCUGUCCCCGCCGUCGUCUUCGUCGUCGCCGCCCUCUGCGACAGGGAGCCUCGCCUCCACGCCCAGAAGUUGGGGACUUCUGGUUGAGGUUGAGCAGACAUCUUUUCCUCUCACUUGGAGGGCCUCGGGCAUCGUGUCCGCGACUCCACCUCUUUGCCAAAGGAGCCCAAUCAUCUCUCCUCCUCCUCCUUUGACCUCAAGCUCGUAUGUUAUCGGAGGGACGCCCUUGGUCACCGACGACGCCAAGGGAGAGGCCCCGUCCGCGCCCAUAUACCGCACGCUGGAACCCGAGCACUUCUUUUACAUGACGAAUCCCCCCUCGUCGGCAGGACUCGCAAGCCACGACGAAGGGCGGCUCGACGACGCUGGGGCAAGUGGGCCUGUGGUUCUCACGUCCUCAAAGCGAGUCCUCGACGAAGGAAGGGGAAGGGUAUUGCAGGAGAACCUCAGGGCAUCGCACUCAUCUCCAGACACCAGCAUCCUUUAUCCCAAGACGCGGUCGAGGGCGCCGUCGCUAAGCGGAGUGCAGCGCCAACAACGCCAGCGAAAGAGGUCCUCAAACGCCCUCCAGGGGGCACCUCCUUCCCACGCAUCGCUCACCACCUUUCCAGGAUUAGCCUUCCAAAAUCUCUCCUCUUCCUCUUCCUCCUUCCUCUUUCCCUCAAGUGUUUUCGUUCCAAAGACUGUUGUUGUUCCUUCCCACAUGGUUUCUCGAGGGGCCGAUUUGCCGCAGAAGACGAAAGGUCGGAACAGUGCAAGCAGGGUACAGGCACAUAUUGCAGUCUCGCUCAUUGCCCCCUCAACCCCCAUCCUCAGAGAAUACUCCUCCGGCUCAGUCACUCAAACCCAUAGUAUAAUGCAUGGGGCACUUGAAGGUUCCUCUCCUUAUAUGCCUCAAGUAAAGGGUGCAGAAGAUUAUCCAAAAUCCAGGUGGUUCCCUUACCACAAGGAGAGGCUGGAUGAGGGCAGAGAACAUUAUGUAAAGUUGGCAGAGAGGGAUAGCAGUCUGGAUCAUCUUGGACUUCAUGAUGUCUCGAGUCCCUACAGUUCCUUUGAAGAUGUCACCGCAUUUAGAACUCGUGAAAUUAGUACGGGCACAAGUGAAUUUUUCGAUGGAGGACAUGAGGUCCCUUGUCGAGGCUGUGCCACCCUGGGACUCAAAGCAGAUGACAUGAUAGCAAACCCCAGCACCAUAGUCCUCACCUCGUCACACCUCGCAUUCCCAGAACCCCAAACCAGAAGUAUCACCCACUUGGCAGAUUUCCCUACGGAAGAUGGCGAUACUUCCAACACUACCAGCUCUUUGGGGAGAAACAGCACCUCUGAAAUUCCUAUAACAGUGCCUCCCCUAGAAGUCCCAGAGCCUAGCACGAAAUUCCACUCCAUCGGCCACAUAAGGUCGUGCAUCAUUGAGACGAGGGUGAGUGUCCAUCACCACGAAAUACACACCCAUCAGCAAAUUUGGAGCAGUGCUUCACCUGUAUGGUUCCCCGAGCCACAGACCAUCGUGAGGCACCGGGCAGAGGAAGCAUUGUCUAGUGAGGACCUGGUUCAGGCUCUCACUCUUGAGAGUAGCCUCAGGAGCUAUCCAGAUGUCACAUUUUGGACUCAUGAAAUGAUCACACCCAUGACGACAGUCUAAGCUCAAUGUGAGGGUGUUGUUUUUUUCUUUCUUUCUCUUUUUUUCAAAUGGUCUGAAGAAUUAUAUGGUCAUCUAUACACAUAUCUAUAUAUAUUUUUUUAAUAUGAGUGAAUUCACACAUACACAGUUAACUGAUUGCCAGUGCUUUCAUCCACCCACAGAACAGGGCCAUUCCUUUCCACCUGCACAUAUAAUCUCAUGUUCUGUCGUAAGUUCAUGCAUUCCAUGCCAUUAUUUGAGUGGCUGAUUUUUAAUAUUGAUGUUCUACACAAAUAAUUAUUAUUGUUAUUAAUCUCACAUAUAAUGAGUCAUCAGUAUAUUUGAUCUCCUAUGCAAUGCAUCACUAUUAUUCUUCAUAUCAUCUUAAUAAACAUAAUCAUGGCUAUUCAUUUUUCACCUUCACAUUUACACAUUUAUCUAGAUGCCAUUCUACAACAUGAGUGGGCAUGAUAGGGGGCACAAAGGCAAGUACCUGCAAAGGUGAUGUCACAGGUAACAAAACAAUGGUGAGUAGUUUGGCCGCCUGUAAACGUGUGUGUUUUUCCUCUCCAAUUGCAAUUUCUGUCUCAAAAUUGCCUCUUCUACCUCAUCUUCUUUUCCUCAGUUCAUAGGUGUGCUGCAAGGCAGUACCUUCCUUGCUAUUAAUGGCUUAAGUUUCAGUCCUACCACCAGGUAUCUGGUCCUCCUUUUAUGUGGAUGAUUAGUCAUUUUUGCCACUGGCCAUCCACACCUGCUCUCCAUCAGCUUCUCCAAUCUGCAAUAACAUUGAUAUCUACUCAGGCCACUGGCCAUGGCUUUCACUUUUCUACCUCCAGAUCCUUUUCCAUUCUUUUUUUCUUGCUCACAUGUAGGUGCCCACUUUCUUUAUAUGAUGCUCUGUUCCAGUCUUGUCCCUCUAGAAAGUUUUUUGAUGUCAUCUUUGCCUCCCAAGCUGUCCUGGCGGGACCAUAUCCUUUCCAUUAAAGAAAAAGCCUGUCGUCACCUUCAACUCUUGCAGACUCUCCAUAUAUUGGGGUUCAGACUGCAAAUUUUUCCUCCAUUUUCAUGUUACCCUGAUCCUCUCCACUCUUGACUAUAACUACCAUAUCUAUUCUUCUGCCUCCAUUUCACUUCUUGCUCACCUUGAUACAGUCGUCCAAUGUGGUAAUGCUCUUCCGCUCUUCCCCGGUUGAAAGACUGUAUGAUGUGUAAAGUUCUCCCUUCCCAUUCACCCUUUCCUCAUCUCCGACCCAUCCUUUUUCUGAUCUUUCAUUCCCUCCUUGGCUUAUGCCAUCCUCCUGUAUUAGCUCCUCCAUUUUAUCUAAUCUCCUUUAACCCCUUUCCAUUUUACUAAUCCCACCUUACCCCCUUUGAUCACCCUCUUUAUUCAUUUCACAACUAUACUUUCUUGCCUUUAUGUCUAGCACUUUGUUCAAACCAUUGACUGCCUUCGACAUCAUCUCUGCCAUGCCCGCCGGUCAUAUCUGUUUGUGUGGACAGUCCUUAUAUAUCUUUUAUAUGCAGUUUGAGCAGCAAGUAAAUAGUUGGUUGUAUGAACAACAUUAUCAUGUGUGCUUGAAACAUUAAUAGUUUUUUAAUGCAGAUAUUUAUUUAUGGUAAUGAUACUUAAUGUUUGUUGAACAAUGAGCCACCUAGAUUUUAGAAGUUUAAAUAAACAUUCAGUCACUGUAGAAUUUUGUUACAUCUUGACUUGGCAAUCUAUUUUUAUCCACUUGAAGCUAAUGGAACAAAAUUAGGUUUUUGAAGAAAAAAAAAAAUACUAGCCAGUUCUUAGAAUGCUAUAGCAAAUAAUGAACACAUUAUUCUCCUAAUCUUCUGUACUUUCAUUAUUAUUAUUAUUUGCAUUUAUUUAUUUGUUUUUAAAUUUGCUGUGUGAAGCUGCAAUUUGGCUUAAAUAAAACGGGUUGUGAAUACUCACAUUGAAGAUUAUAAAUCAGAUUUUGUUGUACCCUUGAUAUUCUGUGAUUUUGUUUUCAUGAAAUUUGACCGGAAGGGAAAGAAAAGAAAUGUUCUGUCCACGUAAAUAAUAAAAAGAAAAGAAGAAGAAAAAAAAUAUAUAUACAAACAC
This is a messenger RNA of Penaeus monodon (black tiger shrimp), 4348 nucleotides long. RefSeq lists its product as uncharacterized. NCBI's taxonomy places the organism in Eukaryota, Metazoa, Arthropoda, Malacostraca, Decapoda, Penaeidae. The record is from RefSeq and is a predicted model, not a curated record.